This is a messenger RNA of Diversispora eburnea, 362 nucleotides long. The record is from the annotation of a GenBank genome assembly. Lineage: Eukaryota; Fungi; Glomeromycota; Glomeromycetes; Diversisporales; Diversisporaceae.
GAAAUUUAAUUAAAAUAUAUUUUGGUACUGAAUAUCUGGCAGAAGUUCAUUCUUCAUUAAAUAAUGCUGAUCGAUUAAGAUAUCAUGUAGAUAAAAUACAAAAAGAAAUUAAUCCACAAGGAACUGAUCUUUCAUUUAAACGUGUAGCAGAGGAUAAAAUAAAUGAAUUUGAGAUUAAUUAUUUUAUUACAGAACAUAGAUUAACUCUUACUUUUACCCGAGUAUUUACUAAUAAUGCAACAGCUGCACAAGCAAAAGGAUAUGGAAUGGCAUUAAAUAAAAUGGACAAUACUAAAAAUUGGGAAGAACAUUUAGUUCAAAUCUUAAAAUCCUGUCAAGAAUACAUGAAUAACGAAGUUUGA